Molecule: messenger RNA, 1218 nt
Organism: Effrenium voratum
Lineage: Eukaryota; Dinophyceae; Suessiales; Symbiodiniaceae
Source: the annotation of a GenBank genome assembly
GGGUGACGAUCCAAACAGAGAAAGAAACAAAAAACGUUUGCUUCGCCAUGAUCGAGACGCUGGCUGUUGGCCUUUGCUCCGCUCUGGCGGCGGCCGCCUGGCGGCGAAGAGGGCGAAGAGAAGAGCCGCGGAGCGGCGUCAUCUUCACUGGGACCGGGAGCUCAUCAGGCUGUCCCAUGCUGCGCUGCGCCAUCGGCGGCGAGGGCGGCGUGCCGGGCUGCAGGGCCUGCCGCCCGGCGCAGCGCGGAGGACGGAGGAAUCCCAACUGGCGGAACAACGUGGGCCUGGUGAUCCGAUGGUUUGCGGAUGGCCAGUGGCGACAUCUGCAAAUCGACUGCGGCAAGACCUUCCGGGACUCGGUGCUACUUUGGUACAAGGAGCACCAGAUCCACUAUUUGGAUGCUGUCCUGCUCACGCACGAUCAUGCGGAUGCGAUCCUCGGUUUGGACGAGCUGCGGCAACUGCAGCGCUUCGACCCGCAGACCCGACAAGUCUCGGGGCCGCCGCUGCAGUGCUUCUGCGACGGUCGCACCCUGCGGCACUGCCGUCGCGCCUUCCCUUACCUCUUUCCCAAAGAGAAGGCGCUGGGUCUGGCGACCGCGUGGUGUCAGUGCAACGGCGGCUGCAACGAGUGCGACAAGCCCACGGUGGAGCGUUUUGUGGCGACCAUCGACUGGCAGGAGAUCCCUGAAGACACGUCCGCCUUUCACGUGGCGGGCCUAACGCUCCACGCGCUCCCAGUGCUGCAUGGUGCCGACUACCUAUGCUUCGGCUACGGCUUCGGUCCCGCAGGCGGUCGCGUGGUCUAUAUCUCCGACUACACGCAACUGCUGCCGAAGACGGAGGCCUUGUUGAAGCUCUGGAGCCAGCCGCCUGAUGGCAUCGAGCUGAUGAUCUUGGACGUGCUCCAUCCAGACGCCACCCGUAGUCCGGUGCACGCCUGUCUCGAGGAGAGCCUCGACUUGGUCCGGCGCUUUCGCCCUCGCAAGGCGUUCUUCGUGGGCAUGGGCCACUACUGCGAGCACUUCGAGAUGAACCGCAAGCUCUGUUUGCUGCAGCUCGAAGGUUUGGAUGUCCAGCUGGCACACGACGGCCUUUUCCUGCCCAUCAGCUUAGCGUCAGAAGAACGUGUGUGAGCCGGCGUCAAACGACCUGAUCAUUUCGCAUGGGGCUGGGAUUGGCAGCAUCAUUCUCAUGUGGUUUUCCUAGUUCGUGUGA